AUGGAGCACAUGGAACUGCUCGUACGCUUCAAAUUCGAGGAGCAUGCUCCAGAGCUCAAUGUCGAGAUGCAUGAGUUCUCCUCGAAUCUUCUGUUCAAGUGUGCCCUGGAAGCCCCCUACCUGAUGCACCAGAUCCUCGCCGUCUCAGCUCGGCGCCUGGCAGUUCUUGAACCACACAGGGCGGAUUAUUUUCACCAACAUGCCAUUCAACUGCAAACCAAGGCUGUCUCCAUCUACAACGGGACAGCCGCGAAAGCUCAGAUUGACCAGACGAACUGUUCAGCCCUCCUGCUCUUCUGCUCGCUUCUUGGUCGCCAUCUGUUCGCCGACCUGCUAGCCAGGCGUGACGCCGAUUUUGAUAUCUUCCUGACCCACUUUCUCGAGUUUCUGUCUAUUUCUCGCGGCCUCAAAGCCAUGUCGGUCUCCGCCUGGGACCUUUUGUUGCAGUCGGACAUCAGACACCUGGUAGUAUGGGCCUUAGAUAUCUCUCAAUCGACCCCCGAGGGCACCCACUGCAGCGAGCUGCAGCGUCUGGUUAAGGAGACAACCACCCUGAACCCCCUCUCCAAAGAGGCCUGUAUGAGGGCAAUUGCCUUCCUGCAGGUUGGGUUCGAUAGCUUGCUCGGGGCCGACGAGCGAAACCAAAAGUAUUUGAUGGUCUUUAUGUGGCCUGCUGCUGUGCCCCAUGAGUUUACAGAGCUGCUGGCUCAGAAGCGCCCCGAAGCGAUUGCCAUUAUGGGAUAUUGGGCAUUGCUGCUUGACUGCAGCAAGGCCUUGUGGCACAUCGCCGAUUCGGGGUCGUACUUGCUCAGGAGCAUUUCCCAAUACCUUGGGCCACGUUGGGCGCACUGGCUCUCCUGGCCCCUUUCCAUGCUCGAUGCCAAGGAGCCUGUAUAA
Thermochaetoides thermophila DSM 1495 is the source of this 897-nucleotide messenger RNA. RefSeq lists its product as uncharacterized. Bases 1 to 897 code for a protein of 298 amino acids. Gene Ontology annotation, biological process: regulation of transcription by RNA polymerase II. Lineage: Eukaryota; Fungi; Ascomycota; Sordariomycetes; Sordariales; Chaetomiaceae. Gene Ontology annotation, molecular function: DNA-binding transcription activator activity, RNA polymerase II-specific. The record is from RefSeq and is a predicted model, not a curated record. The transcript has 2 exons.